AUGUCUGCUCCAGUUGCCGAUGCUCCAGCUGCUGAAAUCGUUUACAAGAUCAUUUCGAGCGAUGGAGUUGUAUCCAAAAUGAGUGAAAAAGCCGUUCAACAAUCGAAAACUCUGAGCAAUCUGAUUGAGAAUCUCGGCUACACCAUCGAAAACAUCGAGACCCGUGAUCCAAUUCCAGUUACAAAUGUGAAUGGAAAGACUAUGGCGAAGGUUGCUGAAUUGUGUGAGAAGCACAAAGCCGAUGCAAUUCCAGAGGACAAUAUGAAUGUUCUCAAGACUCUUACCAUUCCAGAAUGGGAUCAAAAGUUUUUGAAAAUUGAGGAUGAAGCUCUGUUUGAUUUGAUUCUGGCUUCAAACUUCCUUGACAUCAAGGGUCUCAUGUACUAUGGAUGUAAGACUGUUUCCAACAUGGCAAAGGGCAAAACAACUGCUGAACUCAGAGAGAUCUUUGGAAUCAAUACGGAUGAACAGGAUGCUGCUGAGGAAACUGCACAGAAAGCUGCCGCUGAAGUUGCCUAA
Molecule: messenger RNA, 519 nt
Organism: Caenorhabditis elegans
Lineage: Eukaryota; Metazoa; Nematoda; Chromadorea; Rhabditida; Rhabditidae
Gene: skr-13
Product: Skp1-related protein
Exons: 1
Coding region: 1-519 (172 amino acids)
Source: RefSeq, marked reviewed